AUGGGUUCAGCAGCUCAUGGAUUCGCCUUGGUGACCCCCGCAUCGCGUGGGCUAGGCUUCGCCUUUGCCCAGCAACUCCUGGCACAAACCGAGCUCCCCGUCAUCGCGACAGCGCGCAAGAACUGCAACGAAGUCCGAGAGCAACUCUUGUCCAGCAGUGGUGUGUCACGCGGAGAAGAGAAGAGACUGCGGCUACUGGAGGUGGACGUCACAGAUGAAUCCACAAUAUCCGCAAUGACAGAAACAAUCCGGCACGAGUACCCAAAUACACCCCUCCGACUGGCCCUCACCCUGCCUGGAAUUCUCAGCGUGGAAAAGUCACCCGCCCAAAUCGACUCUGCAGCCGCGCUGGAGAGUUUCCAAGUCAACGCCCUCGGCCCGCUGUUACUCAUGAAACACCUCUCAUCAUUUCUUCCAAAAAGAUCUGCCCCCGCAUUUCCGACAACAGACUCAUCAUCCUCAGAGGACAAACUAACCUUGCCAUCGCAUGCCAUCUACGCUAUGAUGGCCGCCCGCGUAGGCUCUGUCUCUGACAACGCCUCUGGUGGCUGGUACUCCUAUCGUGCGAGCAAAGCAGCCGUGUUUCAGCUUACAAAGACCUUUGAUUUGCAUCUGCGGACCCGCAGUGCGGAGAAGGCGCUUGCUGUUGCUCUGCAUCCUGGGACGGUGCGGACAGAUUUUACGAGGGAAUUCUGGGGUGGGAGAGAGAUGUUAGAGCCUGCAGAUUCGGCGGGGCGGUUGCUUAAGUUCCUGGCGAGUUUACCACCAGAUGUUCAAGGAGGUCGAGGGAGGUGUUGGGAUUGGAAGGGUGAAGAGGUGUAUCCAUGA
This is a messenger RNA of Penicillium alfredii, 828 nucleotides long. RefSeq lists its product as uncharacterized. The coding region runs from base 1 to 828 and encodes 275 amino acids. The transcript has 2 exons. NCBI's taxonomy places the organism in Eukaryota, Fungi, Ascomycota, Eurotiomycetes, Eurotiales, Aspergillaceae. The record is from RefSeq and is a predicted model, not a curated record.